GUGACAGCGGCGCGGCGGACAAGGGCCGGCCGCUUUCCACCGCGCGCAGGCAGUCGCUUCCCGGCGCAGCUCGGCGCGACACCCGCGGGACGUGAGUACAGCUCGCCGUCCGGAGCCGAGUCUGCUCCUGCCAGGCGCCCAGGGCCGGCGCGUCCGUACAGGCGAACUAGGCAACCGCCUAGGGCGCCAAGUAGCUGGGGGCGGCGCAGCACCACACAUAACAGCUGAUUGUUCCAGCCACAACCAACAACUUCCUCGCGGCUGUAGCGCUCGGCGAUGCCAGAGCCACCGUUUGAGAUCCGAGACCUGGAGCCGGAGGACAACCGCCGGCUGCUGGCGGACUUCGCCGGGGAGCGGAGCGGCUUCGUGAGGGCUGGCUCGCAGGGCUGGCUGCUGCCCAGCCAGUACCGGCGCGAGUGGCCCGCCUUCUACCACUUCCAGCCCCGCGCCGAUGACACCUGGGUCGUCACCUUCCCUCGCUCAGGCACCACGUGGACUCAAGAAAUGGUGUGGAUGAUAGAAAACAACCUUGAUCACAAGACUGCUCGUAGAAUACCACUCGUGGACAGGUUUCCAUUUCUUGAGUUCAAUAUAUUUGUACACGACGACACGAAGGCAGAAUUCUUGGAGAAAGCUGGCCGGGAUAAGCAGACGAGGCUCUUGGUAGAAAAGGCUUGCGACCCGGCGUACAAGGUUCUCAAUGAGACAAGUGCACCACGCUUCAUAAAGACGCACUUUCCUUUCAGCCUGCUGCCCCCAAACUUGCUGGACUGCGGGGCCAAGGUCAUCUACGUGGCCAGGAACCCCAAAGAUGUGGCAGUUUCAUUUUACCACCUGAACAAACUGAUCCUCACACAGGGGUACACGGGGGACUUCGUCAAGUACUGGGACUACUUUGAAAACAAUCUCCAGCCAUGGACACCGUACUGGACUCACAUACAGGAAGGCUGGGAGCGGAGGCAUCUCCCGAACAUGCUGUUUCUGUUCUAUGAAGAUAUGAUCAAGGACCUACCGGCCGCGAUACAGAGGGUGGCCGGGUUCCUGGGGCGACACCUGACGGGCCAACAGGUGCAAGAGCUGGCCCAACACCUGCACAUCGACAACUUCCGCAGAAACCCUGCCGUCAACAUGGAGGUGCUGCGGCGAGCUGGGAUGCUCAGCAACUGGGACCAGGCCUUCGUGAGGAGGGGAAAGGAUGGUGGCUGGGUGGAUGAGUUCACACCAGAGCUGAACAAACGAGCAGACCUCUGGAUUAAAAAGCAUUUGGAAACUACAGACCUUAGGUUUCCAUCAAAAUUCAUCAAGUACUGAAAAGAAACUAGUUCAAAACAUUCAAGUGGUUCCUGCAUCUCAUAUACGUACUUCAAAAUACAACCAUUUUGUUAACUUUGUAAUGAAUGAGUGUGUCUAUGCAUGUAUAUAUGUAUGUGUGUAUGUGUAUUAUACACACACACACUAAUUCCCGGCAUGCAUUGCAAUGCCUCUGUAUUUUUUUUUGUAUUUUUUUAAAGUUAGUACACACAUACAAAGCA
Molecule: messenger RNA, 1532 nt
Organism: Bacillus rossius redtenbacheri
Lineage: Eukaryota; Metazoa; Arthropoda; Insecta; Phasmatodea; Bacillidae
Product: sulfotransferase 1C4-like
Exons: 8
Coding region: 277-1311 (344 amino acids)
Biological process (GO): sulfation
Cellular component (GO): cytoplasm
Molecular function (GO): sulfotransferase activity
Source: RefSeq, a predicted model, not a curated record